CCCUCUUGCCUUGCUCCGUGUCUCUCAGGGACUCUCAGCCUUGUCUCCAUCUGCGGCCUGCUUUGUCACCCUGACCAAUUUUUGCACUUGCCAAAAACAAGAAACCAUGGCCCAGCAACAGCAGAUUAGCUUACCUGCCAAACUAAUCAAUGGAGGGAUUGCAGGCAUGGCAGGAGUCACCUGUGUGUUUCCAAUAGACCUGGCCAAGACCCGCCUGCAGAACCAGCGCAGUGGGCAGCAAAUAUAUAAGAACAUGAUGGACUGCCUCAUUAAAACUGUUAGGUCUGAAGGGUACUUUGGCAUGUACAGAGGUGCUGCGGUUAAUCUUACCUUGGUAACACCAGAGAAGGCCAUAAAACUAGCUGCUAAUGACUUUUUUCGCCACCAGUUGAGCAAUGACAUUGGCAGGCUUACAGUUUUCAAAGAGAUGCUGGCAGGAUGUUGUGCAGGAAUGUGCCAAGUCAUCGUUACCACACCAAUGGAGAUGCUCAAGAUCCAGCUGCAAGAUGCAGGCAGGAUAGUGGCUCAGCAGAGGGUAAUGCCAAGUGUUGUAACUACACUGAAGAUGGGGGGGACCAGUGCUGUUCUCAGUCGUUCCUACAACACCGCCCCUACACCUCGGGUUAUUCGAAUGUCUGCCAUAGAGAUAACUAGGGAGCUGCUGAGGACUAAAGGGGUCGCAGGUUUAUACAGGGGCCUUGGGGCCACACUGAUGAGGGACAUCCCAUUCUCUGUUGUGUACUUUCCUCUUUUUGCCCAUCUGCAGCAACUUGGUCAGCAUUCAUCAGAAGAUCAAUCUGUGCCUUUCUAUUGGUCCUUUAUGUCUGGAUGUUUGGCUGGAUCUGUUGCUGCUGUAGCUGUCAGCCCUUGUGAUGUGGUGAAGACGAGGUUGCAAUCGCUCAAAAAAGGAUCCAAUGAGGAGACCUACAAUGGAGUUGUGGACUGCAUCAGAAAGAUCCUGAGAAAAGAGGGUCCAAGAGCUUUCCUUAAAGGAGCCAGUUGCCGGGCGUUGGUCAUUGCCCCACUCUUUGGCAUUGCCCAGGUGGUGUACUGUGUCGGAGUGGGAGAGUUUCUGCUGGGGUACACUCCCUACAAUAUCUACACUGCAUAAACAAUCUGUCACUGGAUGUUUACGGACACUUAUUAAACUGCCAGUGCUAAGCUCUGGGCGAUAGACCCAGCUCUCUACAGCUGUCUAGACUCUUUAUUCGUAGAGUUCUAGAGGUCAACGCUAAAAGGACCACAAAUAUUCUAUUCAACAUACCUUUAGCUUGAUUAACUAUUAUAGCGUGAGUCUUAAAAAGUCUAAGGUUGGUACUUCCUUGUCUAUGGGCUUCAGUGGAGCUUACUGCUUCCCUCACUGAGGGACUAUGUUGUUUGAUAAAAGAUUUUGCACAGACCUCUCCCCCCUGUUUUAGAUUUUAGCCUGACUCCUAAAUAUACCCCCACACCACUUGACCCUUACUGUAAGCCUAACCUGGAUAUUAUAUCAGCUGCAGUCUCUUGGGAAUCGCAGUUUGAUGUCUUGGAGCAGUGCUUCGAAAGACCACAGGCAUAAAACUGAAACAUGAUUACAUAUGCAGCUAAGUUCUGAUGCUUGAUACCGGUCUUUGUAUAUAUUGUAUAUUCGUUUUUAAAGAUGAGUAACAUUUUCAUACAAGUGCCACAGGAUAAUUCUGUGAUAGUGCCCUUUCAGUAACCUGACAAGGAGGGAUGAGGAAAACAGACUGCUUAAGGGUUCAAGGCGUGCAAAGACAUAAACAUUUGGGCUGUCUGUUCACCAGAUUACUUUUAAUGGCUCUAAGGGGCUUUCGAAUAGAACUUUGUCCAAAAUGUUUUCCUUUACUAAAUCACACGGGAAGAUUUUUUGUUGUCUUAAGUUCAAGAAGAGUCACAGCUUAGUACUUUCACUGUGCACUGAGGACCUCAGCCUGAAAAGUUAUGUUUAUUUCAUGUGCAGAUUGAAUGUUUUGUCAUUAAAUGUCAAAGAUGAGAGCAGUGA
Messenger RNA from Gambusia affinis (western mosquitofish), 2002 nucleotides. RefSeq names its product mitochondrial glutamate carrier 1-like. NCBI's taxonomy places the organism in Eukaryota, Metazoa, Chordata, Actinopteri, Cyprinodontiformes, Poeciliidae. Gene Ontology annotation, molecular function: L-aspartate transmembrane transporter activity; L-glutamate transmembrane transporter activity. Gene Ontology annotation, biological process: L-glutamate transmembrane transport; malate-aspartate shuttle; aspartate transmembrane transport. The transcript is spliced from 9 exons. Bases 107 to 1111 code for a protein of 334 amino acids. The record is from RefSeq and is a predicted model, not a curated record.